AUGAAUAAAAAUUAUAGUAUAGAGACAAUAGAUAGAUUAAUCAAUGGAAAAAAUGUCUUAAAAUUUAUAAAUUUUGAUGAUGAUGAUGAAGUUUAUAAUAGUUUUGAUAGAUUAGUAGUUCUAGUUUAUAAUCUUUUUAGAGAUAAAGAUAAUGAACAACACAGAAAUAUAACUUUAAUUGGAAAUAUUAAUGAUUAUAGUGAUGAGCUUGUACUUCCCGAUACAGUCGAUGCUCAAUAUCAAUUAAUAAUAAUAAGAUCAUAUACUUCAACGGAAUUAGAUGAAGAAGAUUCCAUACCUAUAUACACAAAAUUAUUAAACAAAUCGCAAUCAUACGCAAUCAAUAUUAGAGAAUGUCAAUUCGAACAACACCCAAACUUUUUCCAACAAUCUCAAAUCAUUAAUGAUAAUCGUUAUGAUUUAAUAUCAAUAUUUCCUAACUGUAAUGGUAUCAAUAAAGUAUAUUUGGUGUGUGGAGCUGAUCAAAGAUUGAUAUACUAUAAAGAUAAUCAAAAAUGUUAUGAAAGAGCUGAGAAUGAAAUCAAAGCAAUGGAAUUACUCAAAGAAAAUCCAAAUUUUGUUUUACUUAUUGACCAUCAUGAUGAUAAAGAGAACCAAAUCUUUCAUAUCAUCACUGAAUAUUGUGAUGGUGGUGAUCUUGCUCAAGAGUAUAAACUUUUAACUGAUCUAAAUCAAUUCUUUGAAGAAUCAGAUAUUAGUGAAUAUAUUUCACAACUUUUCAAUAUUCUUUUGGAACUUGAUAAUAAUGGAAUUGUUCAUUGUGAUAUCAAACCGUCAAACAUUUUCAUUCAUGAUGGUACUUUGACGCUGGGUGAUUUUGGAUGUUGUAAAUUCAUUGAUGAGUAUCAAGAUACACAAAAUCAGAAUAUUGAACAACCUAUUGUGAUAUCAAAUUUAAAAUUUAUCGAUAAUGAAAUUUCAGAACCAUCCAUUUUUGAUAUGGAUUCAAACACACUCCAAACAAAAGCAACACGUGGAACAAUUGGUUAUAUUUCUCCAGAAGCAAAGAAUAGACAAUAUGCACAAUCAUGUGACAUCUUUUCAAUUGGAUCUACAAUGCUCAAAUUAUUAUGUUGUCAUCAAGAUGAUAGAAAUAAUCAUGAAUUAUUCAAAUCAAAGGGUGAAAUUAUCAUUUCAGAAACCAGAUAUUCAAAACAAUUGAUUGAUUUUAUUCAUCUUUUGUUGGAUCAAAGCCCAAAGAAUAGAGAAUCAUUACAACAAUUAUUAAAUCUGUAUAUUGAAGCUAUCACAAAUCAAGAUUCAAUAACAUUUAAUGUAAAUACUCCAUUCCCAUAA
Heterostelium album PN500 is the source of this 1317-nucleotide messenger RNA. RefSeq lists its product as uncharacterized. Bases 1 to 1317 code for a protein of 438 amino acids. The transcript has 5 exons. The record is from RefSeq and is a predicted model, not a curated record. Lineage: Eukaryota; Evosea; Eumycetozoa; Acytosteliales; Acytosteliaceae. Gene Ontology annotation, biological process: protein phosphorylation. Gene Ontology annotation, molecular function: protein kinase activity; ATP binding.